Molecule: messenger RNA, 1929 nt
Organism: Hydra vulgaris (swiftwater hydra)
Lineage: Eukaryota; Metazoa; Cnidaria; Hydrozoa; Anthoathecata; Hydridae
Source: RefSeq, a predicted model, not a curated record
CCUAAGAAAAAACGCAGUAAUCGCAAAAAUUGAAAAAUCGAGAUUAUUGCACCAAACGUUUUAACAUCGUUUUCUGUGUAAUAACGCUCUAUAUAAAAAUAUUGUGGUAUAUUCCGAAGUCAUCAAACCCAUAGUUCAUUUUGCCGUAAGUUAAAAAAAUAUAGUGUAAUACUUAGUAAAAACGCAGCAUUAUCGCAAUACAAAUUAAAAAUGCAGUAUUUGCAACGUACGUACUGCAUUUUUUCAUAGUAUCAUUGCUUUACUGCUUUUUAACUUGGCAACACAGACAAAAACGUGGGUUAUCUAUGACGAAUACGGCGUCAUUGCAACUGCAAGCGUCAUCUGAUUAGUGUGUGCGUUGGUUGUUCGUUCGUGUUUUCGUAUUUGGUGUUUCUUUUUUUUCGGUAAAGAUUAUUUUUAUAGUGAAUUAUAUUUAGGACUAUUCAAUUUAUCGUAGAGUGUUAUAAAAAUCAUAAAAUGUUGUGUGAUAUUUGCAACACUUGGAUGUCAAGGACUCAAUAUAUGCUACAUCGUGCUUCAGACAAAUGUAAAUCUUCAUUGUUAGAUGAUUCUAGAACAGUUGUAUCUGAAGUAACUGUUGAUAAAAUGGAAGUCGUAGUGUAUGAGGCAGAAAUUAUGGAGGAUAGAGGAGAUAUUGUUUUAGAUGAGUCUGUCACAACACUUCAACCUUCAAUGGACGAAGAUGUCUUAAAGAGUAGAGUGGAUGUGGUGGAAAAUGGAGAAGAAAUUGUGUUAAAGGAAUCUGUGGAUAAACCAUUGGACGAAGCUGCAUCUCCAUCGGUCCAAUUUACUAAAAAGGGAACUAUACGAAUUCGCAGAAGUAAUUCUUUAAGUGUCAAAGAAAGAAAAGAACGUAAGAUGCAACUAUAUAAAGCAAAGUAUGCACUAAAGCCAAUUGUUGAUUGUUGCAAAAAAAAAUGCAUUAGCAAAAUAAAUGAGGGACGACGUAUUGAAAUUAACGCCCAAUAUUUAAAAUUAGGCUGGAAGGAGAGGAAGACAUUUAUCCUCAAUACAUGUGAUCGCAUGCCUGUAAAGAGGAAAAGUGUUGAAGAUGGUGCACGAAAAAACACCUGGAAAUACUUCUUCAGUAAUAAAGACUCAAUCAAGCAGUCCGUGUGCAAGAAGUUUUUCCUAACAACACUAGGAUACAAACCAAAUAAUGACCGUGCAGUAUUUGAGGUCCUUAACAAAACUCCAACUGCCGCAAUAGCCCCAUUAGCUGAUGGACGUGGCAAACAUGUUUCGGAUAGGAAGUAUAAACAUGACGAUUUAAUAGAUGCGCACAUCGAAUCAUUUGAACCAACUGUAUCUCAUUACAGGAGGAAACAUGCUCCUAUUAGAAGAUAUUUGCCAAGUGAUGUGACCAUCACCAUGAUGCACAAUGAUUUUACACACAAAUACCCAGAACAACAAAUAUCAUACGAAUAUUAUAGGUUAGCUAUAAAGAAAAAAAAUAUUUCAUUUGCAACUUUGGGCCAUGAAGAGUGUGAAUUUUGUGAAAAAUUUUGUUUACACGGUCACGAUGCAGAUAAUUUAAAUAAUGAUUGUGAUGAUUGCCAACAAUAUAUUAAUCACAAGAUAAGAUAUGAAGAAGCAAGAGAAUUAUACAAAAAGGAUGCGGAGCUCAAUGAUGGCAGCAUUUUCUCUGUAGAUUUACAGAAAGUCAUCAUGCUGCCACGUUUGGAUGCAUUUAAAAAAGUUAUAUUUACAAAGAGGAUAGUGGCUUACCACGAGAGUUUCGUUCCUCUUGGGAAGAAAGCACAUGGUGUUCCCAUGGCAUGUAUAUGGCAUGAAGGUGUAACUGGGAGGAACAAGGAGGACAUUGUUAGUACAUUUUAUGCUUUUUUUUUGAGGCAGAGGGACUCGAAAAAGAUUACACUGGCUCGACAAUUGUUCGAGCCAAAAUAA